UGGUUAGUGAUGGAAUCCAAGACACGCGUUUCAUACAUCCCUAUAUAUUAGUACAAACUUAUGCAAAUAUGAAGAUAAUGACUAGAUUAAUUUUAAGCCAUAAAAAUUGUCAUCUAUUUAAUAUUAUUAACACUAAUAUCAACUACCAAUGACUCAAACUUACAUAUACAUACACAGAUAAUUCGUUCAGUCAUUUAUUUUCACAUCGUGAAGUUUUUACAUGAUUCACAUUUAACUAACGGUUGUUAUUCUAUAGUUGAAUUCAUUAGUCAAUUAAAGCUAGACCACCAUGGAAAACAUGAAAGCACUGGAUGGCCGUUUCGUUCUAUUGUGGGACUCUCCAGCAGUGCGCAUCCAUGAUCCCGCCUCGCGAGAUUCCAACUCAGGAUCUAUCAGUCUCUCCCGCGAACGCUUAACCUCUAAACCAUUGAGCCGACCGGCAUCCAACGGUGUUAGUGUCUAACUUCAAUUAAUCCACGAAAUUGAGCGAUACGUCUACCAUUGUCUUCAGUGAGUUACUAUCUUACAACAGACCUAGUUAAACUCUACUGGUCACUGCUCCUCACUAGAACUGCAGGAAAUCCCACUAAUGAGUACAUAAUGAUUAUAAUCAAAGAGGGGUUUUGUGGAGAUUUUAGUAAUUUAAUAGUUGAAUUCAUGAGACGAAUCCCACGAAUCUCGCGUGGCGGAAUCGUGCAUGUGCAUUGCUGAGGAAUCCCCUACUACGACAAAAUGGCUGUUCAGUGCUUCCAGGUUUUCCAUGGUGGUCUAGAUUCAAUUAACUCAUGAAUUCAAUUAUAAAAAUUACUAAAAUCUCAGUUGACCAGAUAUCAUCAGCAACAUCCAACUGUAUGAGGAAACAAAUCAACUUCUAGGUGAAAAAGAGAUUAGGAAAAGACAGAAACCAUCAAACUGCAUCACGGGGCAAGCCCUAACUUGUAAUCCUAAAGGAAAACGAAAAACAGGAAGGCCGAACAAUACACUACGUCGAAAAUCGGAAGCAGACAUGAAAAGGUUGAUUAACAUCUGAAAACAAUUUCUCAGGACAAAAUUAGAUGUAGAAUGCUUCUAGGUAUCCGAUGCUCCUCUACAAGGAAUAACAGGCGUAAGUAAAUGAGUAAAAGUAACCAUUGCUUUCAAGAGAUAAUUGUUAUUGACCAAAAUGACAUACGACGUUAAUUUCAAUGAGAGCGAAUUAAUUAUUUCAAACAAUUUUUCUACAAAUAUACUCUCACCUAUUGAAAUAUAUUUAAGCACGAAGUACAUUUUAUUCGUAUCAAGUUUUUUUUAAAACUCUAAUGAAUUAAAAAAUAGUAUAGGCUAUGGAGUCUUAUUACUAAUACAAUCACUAACACAUACCAUUUCUUUUCCAUUUAUAUCCAAAUCAAUAUAAAGUCACAUUUCAAAUCAUAUGACCACAACUAAAUAGAUACAUUUGUUCUACCCAGUAUAUAAAUAUGUAGAAAACUAACAUAGAAACUAAAUUAAUUAAAUUUUCAUUAUUAUUAUUAUUUUAUUAUGAUGAUACAAUCAUCAAUUAAUAUGAAAUUAUCAUCUAUAAAUCGUUCAACUCAAGUGAAUGAAAUAUUAUCAAGUUGUUUAGUUGAUGCUCAAUCAUAUACAUGUCAAUCUAAUGAAAAAUUAAUUCAACAUAAUGAAAUAUUUAAUCAAAUUGAAACUUAUAAAAAUGUCACAUUUAUUGAUUUAGAUGAUAUACAAUUAACUAAUAAUCAAUUAUUAGAUAAUUUAAUUAAAGAAUCAUUUCUAUGUUCUAUAUGUCGUGGUCUAUUAGUUCGAACUCGUUUAUUAUCAUGUGGUCAUCAAUUUUGUCGUGAAUGUUUAUAUUAUUGGUUUAAAAUACGUAAUACAUGUCCAUUAUGUAGAAAAUAUGUAAAUAGAAAUAUAUCUGCAAUAAAUAUUGAUAAUUUUUUAGAUGAAUUAAUUGAACAUGGAUCUAAUGAAGCAUUAAAAUAUCAACGUAAACAACGUAAAAUUGAAAAAGCAAGUGAAUUAUUAGAUUAUAAAUUAGAUAUAAAUAAUUCAAGAGAUAUAUUACAUACUGUUACAGAGACUUAUGUUCAAACUACAGCAUAUGUUGAUAGUACACAAAGUAACGUAAUGACAGAUAGAACAACUUACUACUCAAAUAUGAAUGAAUAA
This is a messenger RNA of Schistosoma haematobium, 2160 nucleotides long. It is a transcript of the gene RNF8, whose product is annotated as E3 ubiquitin-protein ligase rnf8. The record is from RefSeq and is a predicted model, not a curated record. Bases 1519 to 2160 code for a protein of 213 amino acids. NCBI's taxonomy places the organism in Eukaryota, Metazoa, Platyhelminthes, Trematoda, Strigeidida, Schistosomatidae. Gene Ontology annotation, biological process: proteasome-mediated ubiquitin-dependent protein catabolic process. The transcript has 2 exons. Gene Ontology annotation, molecular function: ubiquitin protein ligase activity.